Molecule: messenger RNA, 2271 nt
Organism: Jaculus jaculus (lesser Egyptian jerboa)
Lineage: Eukaryota; Metazoa; Chordata; Mammalia; Rodentia; Dipodidae
Gene: Gls2
Product: glutaminase 2
Exons: 18
Coding region: 1-1809 (602 amino acids)
Biological process (GO): L-glutamine catabolic process
Molecular function (GO): glutaminase activity; protein binding
Source: RefSeq, a predicted model, not a curated record
AUGCGCUCCAUGAGGGCUCUGCAGAAUGCGCUGAGCCGGGCCGGUGGGCACAGCCGGCGGGGAGGCUGGGGUCACCCGAGCCGGAGCCCACUCCUUGGCAGGGGAGUCCGCUACCACCUCAGUGAGGCCGCGGCGUCGGGCAGGGCGACGCCGCACAGCCACCAGCCGCUGCACAAGGAUCACGACGCAUCAGAGAGUGGCAUGCUGUCCCGCCUUGGAGAUCUGCUCUUCUACACUAUUGCUGAGGGACAGGAGAGGAUCCCUAUCCACAAGUUCACUACUGCACUGAAGGCCACUGGACUGCAGACAUCGGAUCCAAGGCUCCGGGACUGCAUAAACCAGAUGCACCGCAUGGUCCAAGAGUCCAGCAGUGGUGGCCUCUUAGAUCGAGAGCUCUUCCAAAAGUGUGUGAGCAGCAACAUUGUGCUCCUGACCCAGGCAUUCCGAAAGAAGUUUGUCAUUCCUGAUUUUGAGGAGUUCACGAGCCAUGUGGAUCGCAUCUUUGAGGAUGCCAAAGAGCCCACUGGAGGCAAAGUGGCAGCCUACAUCCCUCACCUGGCCAAGUCAAACCCAGACCUGUGGGGUGUCUCCCUGUGCACUGUGGAUGGUCAGCGGCACUCUGUGGGACACACAAAGAUCCCCUUCUGCCUGCAGUCCUGUGUCAAGCCUCUCACUUACGCCAUCUCCAUAAGCACCCUAGGCACUGAGUACGUGCACAAGUACGUGGGCAAGGAGCCCAGUGGCCUGCGCUACAACAAGCUCUCCCUCAAUGAGGAAGGAAUCCCCCAUAACCCCAUGGUCAAUGCUGGUGCCAUUGUCGUCAGCUCCCUGAUCAAGAUGGACUGUAACAAAGCAGAGAAGUUUGACUUUGUGUUGCAGUAUCUGAAUAAAAUGGCUGGAAAUGAAUUCAUGGGGUUCAGCAAUGCCACAUUCCAGUCAGAGAAGGAAACUGGGGACCGGAACUAUGCCAUUGGCUAUUAUCUCAAGGAAAAGAAGUGCUUUCCCAAGGGGGUGGACAUGAUGGCCGCCCUUGAUCUCUACUUCCAGCUAUGCUCUGUGGAGGUCACCUGUGAAUCAGGCAGUGUCAUGGCGGCCACCCUUGCCAAUGGCGGGAUCUGCCCCAUCACAGGCGAGAGCGUGUUAAGUGCUGAAGCAGUGCGCAACACUCUCAGCCUCAUGCAUUCCUGCGGCAUGUAUGACUUCUCCGGCCAGUUUGCCUUCCACGUGGGCCUGCCAGCCAAGUCAGCUGUGUCAGGAGCCAUCCUCCUGGUGGUACCCAAUGUCAUGGGAAUGAUGUGCCUGUCACCUCCACUGGAUAAGUUAGGGAACAGCCAGAGGGGCAUCAAUUUCUGCCAGAAGCUGGUGUCCCUCUUUAAUUUCCACAACUAUGACAACCUGCGGCAUUGUGCUCGGAAAUUAGACCCACGGCGUGAAGGGGGAGAAGUUCGGAACAAGACUGUGGUGAACCUGUUAUUUGCUGCAUACAGUGGAGAUGUCUCAGCUCUUCGAAGAUUUGCUUUGUCAGCCAUGGAUAUGGAACAGAAAGACUAUGACUCCCGCACAGCCCUGCAUGUUGCUGCAGCUGAAGGACACACGGAAGUUGUUAAAUUUCUGAUCGAGGCUUGCAAAGUGAACCCUUUUGUCAAGGACAGGUGGGGCAACAUUCCCCUGGAUGAUGCUGUGCAGUUCAACCACCUGGAGGUGGUCAAACUGCUUCAAGAUUACCAGGACUCCUACAUGCUCUCCGAGACUCAGGCUGAGGCAGCAGCUGAGACCCUGUCCAAAGAGAACUUGGAAAGUAUGGUGUGAGGUCAUGAACAGUCCCUGCUCAAGAAAAAGCAUGACCCAGCCAUGCAUUUAACCCCCAGCCACCACAGAUAUCAUGGACAGCUGCUUCAGUGGGGACCAGCAAAGCAAUUUGGUAAUGGGGUCCAGUGCAUUGUGUGAGACUCAAAAUACCCUACUCCCUCAGUAAACACAGCAGAAAGAGGAGCCUCAGUGGACAUCUGUAUCCAUGGAUACAUCAAGGUAUAGACAGCCUAUUGACUUGGCCCACUCAAAGCCAUCCCAGGUCUUUAUUCAGGUCCCUCUUCCUCUCCCUGAAGCAGUCAACAUGAGCGCAAGUGACUCCAGUGGAGGUACGCUAGCCACCAUGCAUAUCUAUGUCGAGUAAAAGGAAGGAGGGGCCUAAGCACCUGACUUUAUAGUAGUCUGCAGAGAUCUGUCCCCCUUACCCAGGGACAUGUUGCUGCUGCUAACAGCAAUUUUAUA